AUGCAUUACUCAAACCUGUCUCUUUGCCUUCCUCUCCUCAAUGCUACAACAACCCAGGCUGUUUCAUUGGACCCGGCAACAAAGGACGAUGAUGCGCCUAUAGUCCCCAAGGAUUUUGUUGGCUUUGGCAUUGAGAAUGCCUUUCUAAAUAACUAUGCAAAUGACUUCUCCAACAACCUCAUCGCCUCCAUCGCGGAUCGCAUGGGCGCCCCGCCAGUCCUUCGAGUUGGUGGCACAAGCGGUGAUAAGUUCUCGUAUGAUCCAUCACAGACCGAGAACAGGAUCUGCCUCGAACGUAACGGCAGCGACUGCCCAAACGGUAGCGAUGCAUACUACAGUCUAGGACCUUCGUUCUUUGAAGGCUUUCAAAGCUUUCAAAGUGCCAAGAUCAACAUCCAGGCGCCUCUCAAUUCCACUGUCAACUUGACCAUGACUCUCGCCUACGUGACGCAGGCUUGGGAGAAUGUUGGGGCAGAAAGGGUCGAUGCCAUUGCUCUAGGCAAUGAGCCCGAGUGGUACGAUGCCACGGCUGAGAAGUAUGUCGAUGACGCUCUGCAGAUUCAAGCCGCUAUCAUCGAUGCGCUGAAUCUCACGGGCGAUGCUCGGAAGAUAUUCGAAGCGAGUAACACGGCAAGUGAGAAUGCGGGAACCGGAAACAAAUGGAAGCUAUCAGAUGCACUCAGUGCCGGAAUGAAUAACAAUGGUCUGCUCAAGAAUACAGCCGAGCAUUAUUACCAGGUCAAACCACCCCAGACUUGGAAUGAUGCCACAAUGCAAGCAAGAAUGCUCAAUCAUUAUACAAUUACCAAUCGCCUCGCCAACUACUCGGAAAGUAUCCAAGCCUCAAAGGCUAUGGGUCUACCCUACUACAUUGACGAGGACGCAGCAGUCCUAGGCGGCGCACCACCACAGUUUCAAAGCGGAUUCGGCUAUGCCCUCUGGGCUGUCGAUUUCAACCUGCUCUGCAUGACACGAGGCGUGGCGCGCGUCAACAACCUGGCAGGUCGGCCCUCGGCCAGUCGCCAGUUCUGGGUGCCUGACGACUCGGCGGUCGACACCAACACGGGUCCUCAGGUCCGCGCCCCGUUCCCGGCUGCCGCCUACGUGGCGGAUUUCAUCGGAGCCGAGGGCGACACUGCUGUGCAAGAGAUUGAUCUCGGAGAAGAUCGGCCGUAUCUGAGCGCAUACUCGGCGUACGACAAUGCGUCUGGUGCGCUCCUGCGUCUGGCACUCGUCAAUCUGCGUCUCUAUAACGGCACUCUCGGAGGAGAACGGGGGAGUGAAGACUUUAAUGUCACACUCCCCGCGGGCGUGACGUCCGUUACAGUUCGGCGACUUCACGCUGACCUUGGCGCCGCUGCGCAAGGCUUUGACUACGCCGGGCCAACCCACAAUGUGAGCUGGGCUGGGGAGCAGUGGAGUUAUAGUGUUGAUCUCGGCAAGGGUCACUAUACUACGGGUAGUCCAGUCAUGGAGACUAUCAAUGUGGACGAUGGAGUUGCCACUGUCAAUGUGUUGAAUAGCGAAGCUGUGAUUGUCUACAUCGAUGGCAUGUAA
This is a messenger RNA of Pestalotiopsis fici W106-1, 1557 nucleotides long. RefSeq lists its product as uncharacterized. Bases 1 to 1557 code for a protein of 518 amino acids. NCBI's taxonomy places the organism in Eukaryota, Fungi, Ascomycota, Sordariomycetes, Amphisphaeriales, Sporocadaceae. The transcript has 3 exons. The record is from RefSeq and is a predicted model, not a curated record.